AUGAUUCGUAAACAAGCACGACAGCGAAGAGACUAUCUCUACAGAAGGGCCCUUCUUCUGCGAGAUGCUGAAGUCAGUGAAAAGCGCGCCAAGUUACGGGCAUCAUUGGCAUCGGGCAAGCCUCUCGACCCCUCUAUUGCCAAUGACAAGAGCCUCAGAAAAGACUACCAAUACGACGAAUCAACUCCCGACUUGGGCGUGAAUGAACAACUAGACUUGGACGACGAAUAUGCUCAACUCUCUGGAAUUGUUGACCCUCGGGUCCUUGUUUCAACAUCACGAGACCCUUCCGCCAGACUGUCAGCAUUCGCAAAGGAAAUCAGAUUGCUGCUACCUACAUCUAUUCGAAUGAACCGUGGUAAUCUUAUUCUUCCCGAUCUGGUCAAAUCAGCCCAAUCCGCGGGGUUGUCAGAUAUCGUUCUCCUUCAUGAACACCGUGGCACACCAACGGCUCUCACGCUGUCGCACUUUCCUCACGGACCUACAGUCUCGUUCUCGCUACACAAUGUCGUACUGCGACAUGAUAUUCCAGGGAGCGUGCGAGGCACGGUAAGCGAAUCGUAUCCUCAUCUCAUCUUCGACGGCUUUACGUCUCCGCUGGGCAAGCGCAUUGUCAAGGUCCUGAAGCACCUCUUCCCCCCACGGGAGGCCAUCACGAGCAAAAACAAGAUGGGUAACCGUGUUGUCACGUUCAAAAACAUCGAGGACAGUAUUGAGGUCCGCCAUCAUGUUUUUGUUAGAACUGGCUACGAUAGCGUCGAGCUUGCUGAAGUCGGUCCUCGAAUGACAAUGCGCCCCUUUGAGAUCCGCGGGGGUACACUCGAGAACAAGGAUGGUGAUGUUGAAUGGCACUUGUCGCAGUAUACAAGAACAGCAAAGAAGAAGAACUAUCUUUAA
Metarhizium brunneum ARSEF 3297 is the source of this 897-nucleotide messenger RNA. It is a transcript of the gene IMP4, whose product is annotated as U3 small nucleolar ribonucleoprotein IMP4. Gene Ontology annotation, cellular component: small-subunit processome; nucleolus; Mpp10 complex. Gene Ontology annotation, biological process: rRNA processing. Gene Ontology annotation, molecular function: snoRNA binding; rRNA primary transcript binding. The record is from RefSeq and is a predicted model, not a curated record. NCBI's taxonomy places the organism in Eukaryota, Fungi, Ascomycota, Sordariomycetes, Hypocreales, Clavicipitaceae.